CGCCACACGCACGCCGGCGCGCGCCCGCCCGCCCGGUUUGUCGCUAUAAAGGGAAGGCGGGCUGCGCAGUGUCCAAGUUGUAUUCGCGGCGUUGCAUCCAGUUCCAUCGGUUCUUACAGUCGCUUGUCAGACCUCAGCCGCCAAAAUGGUGAAGCAGAUUGAGAAUAAGGAGGCUUUCCAGGAAGCCUUGAACAGUGCAGGAGAUAAACUUGUGGUAGUUGACUUCUCAGCCACGUGGUGUGGGCCUUGCAAAAUGAUCAAGCCUUUCUUUCAUUCUCUCUCUGAAAAGUACACCAACGUGCUGUUCCUCGAGGUGGAUGUGGAUGACUGUCAGGAUAUUGCUGCAGAGUGUGAAGUCAAAUGUAUGCCAACCUUCCAGUUUUUUAAAAAAGGACAAAAGGUGGGUGAAUUUUCCGGAGCUAAUAAGGAAAAACUUGAAGCCACCAUCAAUGAAUUAGUUUAAUCAUGUUUUCUGAAAACAUAAGCAGCCAUCAGCUCUUGUAAUUUUUUUUAUUUACAAAAAAGAACGAUCAAGUAUAGAUACUAUAAUACUCAACUGCCAUCUGAUAAAUGACAAUAAAAUAUUAAUUCUACCCUUUUUAAAA
Messenger RNA from Pteronotus mesoamericanus, 605 nucleotides. RefSeq names its product thioredoxin (gene TXN). Bases 146 to 463 code for a protein of 105 amino acids. The transcript has 5 exons. Gene Ontology annotation, cellular component: cytosol. Lineage: Eukaryota; Metazoa; Chordata; Mammalia; Chiroptera; Mormoopidae. Gene Ontology annotation, molecular function: protein-disulfide reductase activity. The record is from RefSeq and is a predicted model, not a curated record.